AUGACCGGCACUAUGAAGCAGUGGUACAUCGAGAAGCGCGACGGCAAGCUCGACUCGCUCAAGCUCCGCGAGGUGCCGAAGCCCAAGCCCGGACCCGGCCAGGCUCUCUCGCUCAACUACCGCGACCAUGUGAUCCUGCACGACGCCUACGGCUUCCCCAUCAAGGACGACGUCGUGCCCAUCUCGGACGGUGCCGGCGAGAUUGUCGCCGUCGGCGAGUGCGUCACGAAGUGGCAGGCCGGCGACCGCGUCAUGGCCAUCUUCUCCCAAGGACACCAGGACGGCCUUGUCACAGACGAGGACGGAACGACCUCCCUCGGCGGAGCGAUUGAUGGUAUGGCCCAGCAGUUCAUCGCGCUCGACCAGACCGGCGUCGUCCGCAUUCCCGAGAAGUACUCGUUCGCCCAGGCUGCCUCCCUCCCCUGCGCGGCUGUUACGGCCUGGAACUCGCUCUACGGCCUUGAGGGUCGCCAGCUCCUCACUGGCCAGACUGUCGUUACCCAGGGUACUGGUGGUGUCUCACUCUUCGGCGUCCAGUUCGCCAAGGCCGCCGGAGCGCGCGUCAUCGCCACGACCUCCUCGUCCGAGAAGGAGGCGAUGCUGAAGAAGAUGGGUGCCGACCACGUCGUGAACUACAAGACGACGCCUCAGUGGGGUGCGGAGGUGAAGAAGCUCGUCCCCGGCGGCGCGCACCACAUCAUCGAGGUCGGCGGCCCGGGUACGCUCGAGCAGUCGCUCGCUUCGGUGCGCCGCGAGGGCGUCAUCAGCAUGAUUGGCUUCGUCGCCGGCGAGGGCAAGACGCCCGACCUCCUCCAGACCCUCCUCAAGACCUGCAUCGUCCGUGGUAUCUGGAUCGGAAGCCGCAAGCAGGCCGAGCAGGUCGUUGACGCUAUCAAUGUCAAUGGCAUCGAGCCGACUAUCGACCAGACGACCUUCAAGUUCGAGGACCUCCCGAAGGCUUACGACCACCUCGCCAACGCGCGCCAUGUCGGCAAGAUCAUCGUCAACAUUGAGUAG
Molecule: messenger RNA, 1017 nt
Organism: Trichosporon asahii var. asahii CBS 2479
Lineage: Eukaryota; Fungi; Basidiomycota; Tremellomycetes; Trichosporonales; Trichosporonaceae
Exons: 3
Coding region: 1-1017 (338 amino acids)
Molecular function (GO): oxidoreductase activity
Source: RefSeq, a predicted model, not a curated record